This is a messenger RNA of Galeopterus variegatus (Sunda flying lemur), 1994 nucleotides long. RefSeq names its product coiled-coil domain containing 37 (gene CFAP100). Gene Ontology annotation, cellular component: ciliary basal body. The coding region runs from base 95 to 1840 and encodes 581 amino acids. The record is from RefSeq and is a predicted model, not a curated record. NCBI's taxonomy places the organism in Eukaryota, Metazoa, Chordata, Mammalia, Dermoptera, Cynocephalidae. The transcript has 18 exons.
CGGGGCUUAGGAGCAGCCGGCGCGGGCAGGUGAGGAGCUCCUUUAGCCGAAGCCAAGCUUUGCAUCGACCUGCUGGUCCUGGUCCUCAGCCAGGAUGCCCAAGAUACUGUCCUGUGGGGUCUCCAAGAACAUGACUUGUAACGAGAACAGUCUGGAAUCCAUGAACAACAGUUCUUCGAUCACUGAAGAAAGGCUGGAGAAACCAGCAAAGAAAGACAGAGAAUUCGGUCCCAAGCCUUCAGCUAAUCCUUUCCACCUAUCUGGGGAUGUGGAUUUCUUCUUGCUUGGAGAUCAGGAGCGGAAUGAGGCUCUCUCAGAGCGGGAGCAGAGGAAGACGCUGCGCGUGCACGAGAAGAUGACAUCCUCGGCGCAGAGGGCGGCCCGGUCCAGAGGCCCCACUUGCCUCCCUCCUCCCGCUGCAGAAAAGAAGGUGGAGCCAGACAGCAUGAGCAGCUACAUCGAGCAGAAGCGACAGAUGUUCCUCAUCCAGUAUGCCCUGGAGAUGAAGCGGAGUGAGGUCCAUCGGCUGGAGGUGCUGGCCACUGAGGAGGAGGCCAGGCUGGAGCGAGCCGAGAAGUCCCUGGAGAGGGACUCUGCCUUGUUUGACAAGUUCCUCAGGGAGAAUGACCACAGCUCCGUGCAGGCCAUGACAGCGGCUGAGAAGGAGACCAAAGCCAGGAUGGAGAAGAUUAUUGAGAUCCGGGACCUCACUGUCCAGAUCAUGAAUAUCAAAAGUGAUAUCUCCAAAUUUGAAGACACACUGCAGCAUUACAAGAUCUACAAGGAUUUCCUGUACAAGGUGUCACCCAAGGAGUGGUUUGAAGAACAAGAGAAGAAGCGCUUGGCUCUUAGAAAGGCCAAGGAGGUUUCCAGGGCUCGCAAAAAAAGCAGUAUUUCCUCCAUGUCAGGGGACAAAGGACCAGCGAUCAAGGGCAAGAUGGGCUCCCCAUGGGCCAGAGAGGACCAGGGCACAAAGAAGCCCGCGAAGCUUCUGCAGGCGCUCCGGGUGGGGCACAUCCUGUCCAGCAUGAGCAUCUCUCACUACAGCAGCCAGGGCAGCCAGCCCAGCAUUCUGGAAUCUCAGCGGUCCAGCUCUGCUCUCCUGCCUGCGCAAGAAGACCCUGACAGUGACGGGGAGGAGCUACAGCUGUACUUCACCGAGCCCCAGCAGCUCCUGGAAGUCUUCACGCAGCUGGAGGAGCAGAACCUGUCACUGAUCCAGAACACCCAGGAGAUGGAGGAGACCUUGGAAGAGCUGAACCUCAGCCUGAAAAACACCCAGAUCCGCAUGGACAAGGAGGUCAACCAGCUGAAGCAGUGGAUCACCACGAUGAUGAUGUCCAUCACCAAGGAGGAGGACACUGCUGCUGAGCUGGAGCUCAAAGCUCGAGUCUUCCACUUCGGGGAGUACAAGGGCGAUCAGCAGGACAAGCUGCUGGACAGCCUGAACCACAAGGUGCUGGAUGUGUACCGGCACUGUGUGGGUGCCCAGCAGGACGCCAACCUGGGCACUGUGCAGAUGCUCACCAUCAUUGAACACCAGCUGGACGAGCUGAUCGAGAACCUGGAACAUGUGCCCCAGGCCAAGGUCGACCAGGCCAGGGCAGCCAAGGAGAAGGAGAGGCGGAUGAGACUUCGGGAAGAGAAGGUCAUGAUGCAAAAGCUAGUGCAGGAAGAGCGUCUGCAGCGGGCCCGGGCCCGUGCCCAGGCCCAGGUCAAGAAGAAGAGAGGCAGGAAACUGGUGUGCCGCUCCCGACCCCCGGCUCUCAAACCGAGGGAGGAGUCUGAGCACACGCUGAUGGACAAGGACAAGGAAGAGGCGCUGUUUUUCUUCAUUUAACCCUCACAGAGCCGCAGCUGGGCUGGCUCAGGGCUUAGAAGAGACAUCAGCAGUGGAGGCGGAGACGGGCUGGAUCUUGAGUGGACCCUCAGUCCUCAAGGUCUCCUCUGUGUGUUCCCUUACUCCCUCAAAAUAAACUCAUGUCUCUCUGGUG